UCGCCAUCACCAGUUCUCUCUCUCUCUCUCUCUCUCUCUCUCUCUCUCUCUCUCUCUCUCUCUCGCUUCAAUGGUGGGAAGUUGAAUUCAAAUUUAGCUAAGUACGAGUAUGUCUUCCUGUCUUCUUCCUAAGUUCAAGUGUCCACCUGGUUCCUUCCCUAUUCAGUUCAGAACCUCUCACUACCACUCAAAACAGUACAAGGGUCGUGUCGUUUUCCAAUCGCGCUGCGCGGUUUCCACUGCAUCGGCGUCAGCCACUUCUGUUCUCGACGUGGAGAAGCUGCGACUACCCUCUUUCACCACCGACUCAGAUUCUCUAAUGCCAGGCAAUCAAUGGACUUAUACAGGAAUCGCUGCUCCCCAAACUGAGGCAAAAUGUUCAGAAGCUUUAGGCUCUGAAACGCUUCUCCCCAGCGAUGAAGUAGUAGUGGCAGCGGCGGCGGCUGAAGCAAUUACUCUUGCCAGAGCUGCCGUGGAAUUCGCGAGAGAUGCUGUGACCAUUUAUAACGGCUGCGAUACAAAGUUGCUGGUGUCAUCAACAGCUGAGAAGCGCUCCAAGUGGGACCAGUUUACGGAAAAGGAACGUUCUGGCAUAUUGGGGCAUCUAGUGGUUUCCGAGACUGGAAUUGUGGUCGAUCGGUGUACCGCUCAUGGCUCUGGCGGAGAUCCAUGCGAUGAUUCCGGACCAGCAAGCCAAGAGCUCGAGCUCCUGGAUGAGCAACUCUCCACAAGUGUAGCAGUGAGGUCUACACGCCAGAUUGAAAGGAAAGCUCGACGAGCAAGAGGGCUUGAGAAAGCUAUGUCAAGCGUUGUGUCUGUGAAGAAUGGUGCAGGCGGUAGAAGAAAACGCGUUUCUUCACAGGAUGUUGACCAUGCUGAUCCUUUGCGAUACUUAAGGGGGACAACGAACAGUUCCGGGCUUCUCACUGCAAGAGAAGAACAAGAGUUGUCCGAAGGAAUACAGGACCUUCUGAAGCUGGAAAGACUUCGAGAAGAGCUUGUUGAGCGUUGCGGGGGUCAGCCAACUUUUGCACAGUGGGCUUCGGCUGCUGGGGUCGAUCAGAAAACCCUAAGGAAGCGUAUAAACCACGGAACAAUUUGUAAAGACAAAAUGAUUACGAGCAACAUACGCCUCGUUAUUUCGAUCGCUAAGAAUUAUCAAGGAGCUGGUAUGAACCUCCAGGACCUUGUCCAAGAAGGAUGUAGAGGGCUUGUGAGGGGAGCCGAGAAGUUUGAUGCUACGAAAGGUUUCAAAUUCUCUACUUAUGCGCAUUGGUGGAUCAAGCAAGCAGUUAGAAAGUCUCUUUCCGAUCAAUCCAGGACGAUUAGAUUACCCUUUCACAUGGUGGAGGCAACGUAUCGGGUGAAGGAAGCUAGAAAGCAGUUCUACAGUGAAAAUGGUAGGCAACCAGAUAAUGAAGAAGUCGCAGAGGCAGCAGGGGUCUCGAUGAAGAGGCUCACGGCUGUUCUACUAUCUCCUAAAGCCCCGAUGUCGCUUGAUCAGAAAAUCGGAAUCAACCAGAACCUCAAACCCUCGGAAGUGAUAGCGGAUCCUGAGGCGGAAACGUCGGAAGACAUUCUGAUAAAGCAGUUCAUGAGGAAGGACUUGGAGAUGGUGUUGGACACGUUGAGUCAGCGGGAGAAGCAGGUGAUACGCUGGAGGUUCGGGAUGGAAGACGGGAGGAUGAAGACAUUGCAAGAGAUCGGGGAGGCCAUUGGCGUCAGCCGUGAAAGGAUCAGGCAGAUCGAGUCUUCGGCUUUCCGUAAACUCAAGAACAAGAAGAGAACUGCCCAUUUGCAGCAGUACUUGGUCGCGUAACCUACUGCGCCUGUUUUGCUCUUCCUUUUCCGCUUCAUCAUUUUAAUUAUUUUGAAAUGUUAAGAGGAAUGACUUGUGAAUAGAGUUUUGAGAAAUUAAUUUCGAAGCACCAAUUUUUU
Messenger RNA from Tarenaya hassleriana, 1938 nucleotides. Its product is annotated as RNA polymerase sigma factor sigB-like. The record is from RefSeq and is a predicted model, not a curated record. The coding region runs from base 110 to 1819 and encodes 569 amino acids. The transcript is spliced from 6 exons. Gene Ontology annotation, biological process: regulation of DNA-templated transcription; DNA-templated transcription initiation. NCBI's taxonomy places the organism in Eukaryota, Viridiplantae, Streptophyta, Magnoliopsida, Brassicales, Cleomaceae. Gene Ontology annotation, molecular function: DNA-binding transcription factor activity.